ACCGUCGCCGCCAGAACAACACAAUCGGUCCUUGGCACAAGUCGGAACUCGUCUUUUCGGUUUCCUCUGCCUGAUUCGCGUCGAAUACCGAAUAUUUGGAUGAACAUUUUCAGAAGGUUCUCAGCCAUGACACUGAAGGAGUUCGCCGACGUUCCCUGUGAGGUUGCCAUCGUUGGCAUGGGCUGCUUCUGGGGUGUGGAAUCUCUGUACGGUAUCCAGAGAGGCGUUCUUCGAACGUGCGUCGGCUACACUGGUGGUAAAACAACGGGUCCAACAUACCAUGACUUGGAGAACCACACGGAAGUCGUGAAAAUCGAAUAUGACCCCACCGUGAUUGAAUUUGCAAAAAUUGUGGAUAUUUUCUUCGAGAAGCACGACCCUACCGUCCAGUACAAGCCUCAGUACAUGUCGGUGAUUUUCUGCCAAGAUGAUUCGCAGAGAGAGACCGCCGAGAAGAAACUCGAGGCGGCACGAGCGAUCGCGAAAAAAAUUGUCACUCAGAUCAAACCCAAGACGCCUUUCUAUCCCGCUGAGCUUUAUCACCAGAAAUACCGGCUGCAAUGCAACAAAGAGGUCAUGAAGUUGGCAGCGAAAGCGGGAUUGACAGACGUGAUCACGAGUCAUGUGGCUGCUCGGAUCAACGGAUACCUCGGAGGCCAAGGGACACUGGAGCAACUCCAAAGCGAAGAUCUAGGAAUGACUCCUGAACUGACCAAGUACCUCGAAGAUCUACUCAAGAGGGGGAUCCGCGUAUCUUGCCAUUGAUCAAGCCGUGCGUGAUUUUUGAAAAAUCGAGGAAAUUGAGUUUUUCGUAGUCUUUCAAAUACAUGUAAAGCGAACAUCAUCCUUUCACCUCACGAUCUGGCGCAAAUCGACCAUAUCCUUCGCCUUAAUAAAGUAGGUUCCUCCGGGAAAAUGAUACGACUCGAGAUGCAAUUCAUAUCGAGGCACUUCUGAAUCAGAGGUUGCCGAAUCGAGGUAUUGCCCAUAUUCCGUAUCAUAGAUUACCUU
Messenger RNA from Galendromus occidentalis (western predatory mite), 1011 nucleotides. RefSeq names its product methionine sulfoxide reductase A (gene MsrA). Gene Ontology annotation, molecular function: peptide-methionine (S)-S-oxide reductase activity. Lineage: Eukaryota; Metazoa; Arthropoda; Arachnida; Mesostigmata; Phytoseiidae. The record is from RefSeq and is a predicted model, not a curated record.